AUGGCGACCAGUAUCCACCGCACCGAAGACGGCAACUUCGAGGUGUUGUUCGACGAGGAUGCCAUCCAGACGACGCUAACGGACUCCGGCGCCGUGGUGGACUCGUGGCUGGACGAGAUCCAGCGCAUCCACCGCCGCCGCCUCAACCGCCUCGUCGUCGGCAUCGACGUGGAGUGGCGCCCGUCGAUGUCCAAGGGCCACGUGCCCCCGGUCGCCCUGCUGCAGAUCUGCGUCGGCCGCCGCUGCCUCGUCUUCAAGAUCCUCCACGCCGACUACAUCCCGGAGUCGCUGUGCGACUUCCUCGCCGACGAGCGCUUCACCAUCGUGGGCGUCGGGGUCCUCGACGACGCGGCCAAGCUGCGGUCCGGGUACGGGCUCAAGGUCGGGCGCAUGGUCGACCUGCGCACGCUCGCCGCCACAACGCUCGGGAAGCCCGCCCUGCGCGGGGCCGGGCUGCAGACGCUGGUGUUCGAGGUGAUGGGCGUCAGGAUGGAGAAGCCGCACCAUGUGCGUGUCAGCGCGUGGGACGCGCGCAAGCUGACGUAUGACCAGCUCAAGUACGCCUGCGUCGACGCCUUCGCGUCGUUCGAGGUUGGCCGGAGCCUCUUCGACGGCGACUACUAG
Molecule: messenger RNA, 624 nt
Organism: Miscanthus lutarioriparius
Lineage: Eukaryota; Viridiplantae; Streptophyta; Magnoliopsida; Poales; Poaceae
Source: the annotation of a GenBank genome assembly